Molecule: messenger RNA, 2234 nt
Organism: Gossypium raimondii (Peruvian cotton)
Lineage: Eukaryota; Viridiplantae; Streptophyta; Magnoliopsida; Malvales; Malvaceae
Product: apoptosis inhibitor 5-like protein API5
Exons: 17
Coding region: 169-1821 (550 amino acids)
Biological process (GO): regulation of programmed cell death
Cellular component (GO): nucleus
Molecular function (GO): mRNA binding
Source: RefSeq, a predicted model, not a curated record
UUAAUCAAAUUAAAAAAAAAAAAGCCCUCGUAGUCUUCUUCUAGUAUUCUCUCAGCCUCUCAGGUUUUCCUCCUUUCACUUUUACACUCUUCUAAUUCCACUAUAUUUUCCCCUCUCAGUUUCUCAGUAACCAAACAGAGCACAAAAUACCAGGAAACCGCAAUAAAAAUGACUGACGCUUCCGAGGAAGCCAAGCAAAUCGAGAAGCUCUACGAAUUUGGCGAACGCCUCAACGAGGCUAAGGAUAAGUCUCAGAAUGUGAAAGACUACGAAGGAAUCAUCGAUGCCACGAAAACAAGCAUAAAGGCGAAGCAAUUGGCUGCGCAGCUAAUUCCUCGCUUCUUCAAGUUCUUCCCUAACCUCUCCAGCCGUGCUCUUAAUGCUCAUUUCGAUUUGAUUGAAGAAGAAGAUUUGGCGGUUCGGGUGCAAGCAAUUCGGGGGCUUCCUCUAUUUUGCAAGGACACAAAGGAGUAUAUUUCUAAAAUAGUUGACAUUUUAGGGCAACUCCUUACUGCCGAGGAGAUUGUGGAGCGUGAUGCUGUUCAUAAAGCCCUAAUGUCUGUACUGAGGCAGGACGUGAAAGAGUCUUUGACAGCACUAUUCAAGCAUAUUUGGAAUGUUGAGGAUCCGAGUCAAGAUGACACUAUCCGUGACAAGGUUUUGUGCUUUAUACGAGAUAAGGUUUUUCCUCUUAAAGCUGAACUCUUAAGACCUCAGGAGGAAAUGGAAAGGCAUAUAACUGAUUUAAUUAAAAAGAGUUUAGGGGAUGUAACUGGAGCUGAAUUCAGAAUGUUUAUGGACUUCUUAAAAAGUUUGAGCAUAUUUGGGGAGAAAGCUCCUCCUGAGCGCUUGAAGGAACUUAUUGGAAUAAUUGAAGGGCAGGCUGAUUUAGAUGCACAAUUUGAUGUUUCGGAUGCAGAUCAUAUAGAUAGGUUGAUAUCUUGUCUGUUCAUGGCUAUUCCAUUUUUCGUGAGGGGUGCAUCUGGCAGCAAGUUCCUCAACUACAUAAACAAGCACAUUAUACCUGUUUUUGAUAAGCUUCCAGAGGAGCGAAAGCUAGAUUUGCUCAAAGGUUUGGCAGAAAUUUCUCCUUACACAACGCCACAGGAUUCACGCCAGAUUCUUCCUUCUGUUGUUCAGCUUUUAAAGAAGUACAUGCCUCGAAGGAAGACUGGUGAAGAAACGAACUUUACCUAUGUUGAAUGCUUGUUGUUUUCAUUCCACCAUUUAGCUCACAAGGCUCCCAAUGCCACAAAUAGUCUAUGUGGUUACAAGAUUGUGACUGGUCAACCAUCAGAUAGGCUUGGGGAGGACUUCUCAGAGUAUUAUAAGGAGUUCACUGAGAGAUUGAGUAGUAUUGAAGACCUAACUAGGGCCACAAUGAAGAAAUUGACUCAGGGAAUGGCUGAGCACAAUAAAGCAAUGGCAGCUGCUAAAUCUGAUGAAGCAAAGGAGAGCAUUAAAACUCAAAAGCAGAAUACCACAACUGGAUUGCGUACUUGCAAUAACAUUUUAGCUAUGACAAAGCCCUUGCAUUCAAAAACACCUGCAUUUAUUGGGGAUAAGAGUGUCAACCUUUCUUGGAAAGAAGCUGUAAAACCUUCUGUACCCUCCAGUGCAACUGGAACUGGGGUAAAGCGACCUUCUACUGCAGCUAAUGGAUCUAAUAACUUUGCGACAAAGAAGGGCCGUGGAGCUGGUGGCAUGCAAAAUCAGCUUGUGAACAGAGCAUUGGAAGGCAUAUCUUAUGGUGGGAGGGGUGGUGGAAGAGGUAGGGGUCGAGGUUGGGGGGGACGUGGAAGAGGAAGAGGCUACCGGUAAUUCGAGGACAAAACAUAGUACAACAACGAUCUAUAAAUUUGGAGAAUAUGUUUGUACCUGAAGAACACGAGAAGUCAUUGAUGUGUUAGACCAAGUCUCUUUUCAGGACAAGUUUUGUUUGAUACCAGAUGCUGAUGAGUUUCUAGAUUCACUAUGGACUAACAACAGGCAUUGUAGUCCUCUGGAGAUUGUUUUAAAGUUGAUUGGAUAACAUCUUGGAUUUGAGUUCCCAAUCCUGUCGAAUUUUAGUGUAUUUGAAGAAACAUUGCAUGUUUUUUAGAGUGUGGAGAUGGCUGUAUCUUUCAUGACAGUGAAGUUAAAUAGUGACUGUUUAUCAAGGAUGAUUAUUCAGACCUGAUUAUGUAGAAUCCGACCUCGUUUGUUAAUUUAAUGUUGAACUUAAAUAAGCAUUA